AUGUCGGAGCUGGUAGACCUCUCUGCUCUUCUGGGCAGGUCCGUUAUGGUUCUCGGUGAGAGCAGCAAUUCACCUCAAAAGAAUGACUUACAAAAUCAUUCUGUUGAGAUCCUCUUCCGCGACAGCACUGACACUUCCGCAGGCGGAGCUUCAGGAUUGGGGCUUGCCAUCGCCAAACGCUUCGCCCAUGCAGGCGCCCACGUCACCAUCGCAGACCUCGAUGCCAAAGGUGGCACCAGCGCGGCGGCAGAGUUCCAGGCGCAAGGCCUCUCUGCAACAUUCGUCCGCUGCGACGUGACGGACCAUUCCAGCUCGGUGCAAGCUUUUGAACACGCGCUUCGAACGUCGCCGAACGGGUCAAUCGAAGUUACGGCAUUGAUCGCUGGCGUCAUUGGUGAGCCGGGAAGUUUGGUCGACAAAGUUCUAUAUUCCCAACGCCAGAAAUGUCUCACCCCGCCAGAGCUUCACCAUCCGGCCUUAGACGUCAACCUUUUGGGAGUGUACCACUGUGCGUAUCUGGCCUUGUGGUAUAUGAAGACGGACCGGCAUGGGCCUGACCGACAGAGGAAAGACGAGGACUUCUCCAAGUCACUCAUCUUUGUGAGUUCGACAGUCGCUUACACCGACGUCGGGAAUUUUGCAGAUUACCAUACUUCGAAGUUCGGUGUCCGUGGCCUUUUCCGUGGCCUACGCCACGAAACUCCCCGCCUCAAUAUUCGCACAAAUUGUCUCGCGCCUUACUUUAUGCGCACCCCAAUGAUCGACAACUCGCUGGAUACAUUUGCCGCAGCAGGCAUGGCGCCAGGGAAAGGAUUCACCUUUGUGGAUAUCGAAGCUGUGGUUGAUGUGGCGGGCCGAUUCGCGGUUGACGGGAACUUGCAUGGACGGGCCAUUGCGAUCCUCCCGGAUCCGGAGGGCGCUCUGGAUUUGAAAGAUGACGAGGAGGGGUUGUGGGCAGGUGAGGUCUUCAAAAUGGUGCAAGACAAGAGAAGGGCGGUGGGAGAUGUGAUUUAG
Molecule: messenger RNA, 1014 nt
Organism: Fonsecaea erecta
Lineage: Eukaryota; Fungi; Ascomycota; Eurotiomycetes; Chaetothyriales; Herpotrichiellaceae
Exons: 2
Coding region: 1-1014 (337 amino acids)
Source: RefSeq, a predicted model, not a curated record